Prunus avium (sweet cherry) is the source of this 998-nucleotide messenger RNA. RefSeq names its product PIN domain-like family protein. NCBI's taxonomy places the organism in Eukaryota, Viridiplantae, Streptophyta, Magnoliopsida, Rosales, Rosaceae. Gene Ontology annotation, cellular component: small-subunit processome. The record is from RefSeq and is a predicted model, not a curated record.
UCCUGUCUGCCCAGCCAGACUAACCGACCCAAGUGAGAAGUUGAGCUCUCUCUCUAUUUGUUGGUUUUCGUAGGGUUUAUUAGGGACAAAGUAAAAGGUUUUAGGGUUCUGCGCAAUCCCAAAUUUGCAAGCUUGUUUUGCUCUGUGAUCAACAAAGAGAUGGGGAGGGCACGAAAAGGUCCUAAGUUCGCAGUCAUGAAGAAGGUCGUUACCUCCAAAGCAAUUAAAAGCUACAAAGAGGAGGUUUUGAACCCAAACAAGAAAGAUCUCACCAAAGAAAAGCUACCAAGAAAUGUGCCAAAUGUUUCGUCGGCGCUUUUCUUCAAAUACAACACUGCGUUGGGGCCGCCAUACCGGGUUUUGGUCGAUACUAACUUCAUCAAUUUCUCUAUUCAGAAUAAGUUGGAUUUGGAGAAGGGAAUGAUGGAUUGCCUAUACGCAAAGUGCACUCCUUGUAUCACGGAUUGUGUAAUGGCAGAGCUUGAGAAGUUAGGUCAGAAAUAUCGUGUGGCUCUGAGGAUUGCCAAGGAUCCUCGUUUUGAGAGACUACCCUGCACUCAUAAAGGAACCUACGCUGAUGACUGUCUCGUUGAAAGAGUUACUCAGCACAAAUGCUACAUUGUUGCUACAUGCGAUCGAGAUUUAAAGCGAAGGAUCCGAAAGAUACCUGGUGUGCCAAUCAUGUACAUCACUCAACACAAGUAUUCAAUUGAGCGGUUGCCAGAAGCAACAAUUGGUGGAGCUCCAAGAUUUUGAUGAUGGGGAUGUGACCUUUACAAAGCAAAGCAAAGGCUAGUUCCACCAUGUGAUGCGAAUCACAAGCUGAGAGACCAGCAACAAAAACGUCUCUGGCUUUUUUUAAAUCUUUGGUAAUGCUCUUCAUCAAGGCUAAGUUAUCCGUUUUCGAGUUAGGUGAAUUUUGUUUCGGUUAGAACUUGUGAACUUUUUUCAUUCAUGCUAUCAUUAAAGAAGAAAUGGAUAGUUACUCAUGCAACUCU